UACCAUUUUCUUCAGAUGGGGGAGGGCCGAAGGAACACAUCCUCCUCCCCUCAGCUUACUGUAGAUGGUUCCGCCGAGGCCGCACGAAUAACUACUUUCAGAGCGGAGCUGAGACGGACUGAACGUGAGUCACAAGGGACCAUGAGUGACGGUGACAAGAACCCAGCCAGCACUCCCACCCCAGUCACUGAUGUGCAGGGGGAUGGGCGAUGGAUGUCACUGCACCAUCGCUUUAUUGCUGAUAGCAAAGACAAGGAACCAGAGGUUGUCUUCAUUGGCGAUUCGUUGGUGCAGCUGCUGCACCAGUUUGAGAUCUGGAGGGAACUUUUCUCCCCUCUGCAUGCUCUCAACUUUGGCAUUGGGGGCGAUGCCACCCACCAUGUGCUCUGGCGUCUGCAGAAUGGAGAGUUGCAGCACAUCCGACCAAAGAUCGUGGUUGUCUGGGUAGGCACCAAUAACCAUGGUCACACUGCAGAGCAAGUGGCUGGUGGCAUAGACGCUAUUGUGCGGGUCAUCAGUCAACAGCAACCACAGGCCCGUGUGGUUGUUUUGGGCUUGCUGCCACGGGGCAAGAAUUCCAACCCCUUACGGGAGAAGAACAGAAGAGUGAACGAACUACUUGAGGCAAAGGUGCCGCUGCUGCCUAAUGCCUCCUUUCUCAACGCCGAUCCGGGCUUUGUGCAUUCAGAUGGGACCAUAAGUCACCACGACAUGUAUGACUACCUCCACCUGACCCGCCACGGAUAUGCUAGACUCUGCCCUGGGCUGCACAGACUACUUCUCUGUCUCCUGGGAGAAUGCCAUGCCCAGGCCCCUUGAUGCAAUGUUGCUAGCAGUGGCCAAGAUGGAGCCCAGCUCCAGCCUGGAUGACUGCAGAGGGCACUUGCUUAGAAGCUAGAAUGCCAUCACUGUCACCAUGUCCUCUGCUCUUCAAUUGGGUAAGCAACAAAUACAGCUGCCCCAGUAUUUUGUCUACCCAGUAUUGAGCACUAAAUACUGAUCCCCCUCCCUCCACCAAUCCCUUUCAGCAUGGAUAUUAGUUCAGUAGGCUGUUAAGUGGUUGCAGCGGAGGGGGGGGUGGAGAAAGCACAUUGGCUGGUAUCUGUCUAAAACAAAGUUGGGCACAGGGCAAGUUGGUGGGAACUUGCUUAUGCUUACUUAAUAAAAUUGGUGCACAAG
Molecule: messenger RNA, 1179 nt
Organism: Rhineura floridana
Lineage: Eukaryota; Metazoa; Chordata; Lepidosauria; Squamata; Rhineuridae
Gene: PAFAH1B3
Product: platelet activating factor acetylhydrolase 1b catalytic subunit 3
Exons: 6
Coding region: 16-819 (267 amino acids)
Source: RefSeq, a predicted model, not a curated record